UGGCGGAGGCGCUGCGGCCAUGGCCUGGGCUGGGCCCUCGUUGCCCACCGACAAGUCUCGGUUCAUUUGUAUAUACCCAGCCUACAUAAAUAACAAGAAGACAAUAGCAGAAGGAAGAAGAAUACCUGUUGACAAAGCUGUUGAAAAUCCCACAUCUACAGAAAUCCAAGAUGUAUGUGCAGCAGUUGGACUUAAUGUUCUUUUGGAGAAAAACAAAAUGUAUCCCAGAGAAUGGAACCGUGAUGCUCAGUACAGGGGCAGAGUGCGGAUUCAGCUGAAGCAGGAAGAUGGCAGCCCAUGUUUUCCUCAGUUUCCAACACGGAAGGCAGUGAUGCUUUAUGCAGCAGAAACAAUCCCCAAACUGAAAACAAGGACACAAAAAAUGGGCAGCAGUGACCAAAGCCUACAGCAAGGAGAGGGGGGCAAAAAAGGCAAAGGGAAAAAGAAGAAAUGAGUGGCUGGCACAACAGAAACACUUGGAUGGAUGGGGGCAAAAUGACUAAGGAGGCUUCUGACCUGGAAGUGGAACAAGCAAGCAAGAACUGCUGAAGCUCCUUCAUAGACCCCGACUGAACUGGGAUGGACUUACCUUGCAUAUUGUAU
Molecule: messenger RNA, 603 nt
Organism: Euleptes europaea (tarantolino)
Lineage: Eukaryota; Metazoa; Chordata; Lepidosauria; Squamata; Sphaerodactylidae
Gene: SRP19
Product: signal recognition particle 19
Exons: 5
Coding region: 20-454 (144 amino acids)
Biological process (GO): SRP-dependent cotranslational protein targeting to membrane; SRP-dependent cotranslational protein targeting to membrane, signal sequence recognition
Cellular component (GO): signal recognition particle, endoplasmic reticulum targeting
Molecular function (GO): 7S RNA binding
Source: RefSeq, a predicted model, not a curated record